This is a messenger RNA of Anopheles arabiensis, 1368 nucleotides long. Its product is annotated as peritrophin-1. Gene Ontology annotation, molecular function: chitin binding. The coding region runs from base 130 to 993 and encodes 287 amino acids. Lineage: Eukaryota; Metazoa; Arthropoda; Insecta; Diptera; Culicidae. The transcript is spliced from 4 exons. Gene Ontology annotation, cellular component: extracellular region. The record is from RefSeq and is a predicted model, not a curated record.
UUCAGAUUAGUCGCAUUAUCAGUGGUUGAAGCGCCCUCAUAAAAGGGAAUCACCGGAACAUUGGACAGGUGCAGUACGGAACGGUACGUCUUAGCAGGAGCCAAUUCGAGACAGUUAAACACUAUCAGCAUGAAAGUUGUGCUAUGCGCAGUGUUGCUUUUGGUGGGUUCAGUGCUAGCUGACGAUCGCUGUCCACCGCAUGACGAUCCAGAGCUUCCGCCCGUGCUGAUGCCACAUCCCACCGAUUGUGAUAAGUUCCUGAUCUGCAGCCAUGGCGUCGCCGUUGUUAGCAAGUGUCCGCCCGGGUUGCAUUGGAAUGACUCCCGGAAGCUGUGUGACUAUCCAUACGAGGCACAAUGUGUACCGUCUGUUCGUCAUUCGAUUGAAAUGUGUCCAGCACCACUCAUCCACUUCAGAUUAUCCGUUGUUAUCAUCGCACCGAAGCAUCGCAAUAAAAGGGACAGGCUGCACUGGCCAGUGAGUGCAGUACAGAGUGAAACGCCUUUGCCAGUACAAUCUAACCGAAAUAAAAUGAAAGUUUCUGCCAGUUUGGUACUACUGUUGGCAGCUGCCGUGCUUGCCGACGAUCGCUGCCCACCGCAGGACGAUCCGGAGCAACCGCCCGUCCUGCUAGCGCAUCCCACCGAUUGUGACAAGUUCCUGAUCUGUAACCAUGGAACGACCGUCGUUAGCAAGUGUCCACCUGGGUUGCUGUGGAAUGACUCCCAGAAGCAGUGUGACUACCCUUCGCAGGCACAGUGCGCACCGGGUGUGACGCCCAACACUGAACCCGCUCCCAAACCGUCACCCAACUGUCCGCCCGAAUACGAUCCCGAUCAUAUGGUGUACAUUCCGCACGAAACUGACUGUGGGAAGUAUUAUAUCUGCGAUCCGUACGGUGUUGAGCUGGAGCAGACGUGCCCUUCCGGGUUGCACUGGAAUCCGGUGGUCAACUAUUGCGAUUUCCCAGAGUUGGCGCACUGUGAAGAGUGAAGUAUCGCUUAAAGUGCUCGAGCUGUUCGCCAAUCGACAUCGCCAAGAUGUGCCUGAAGUGUGUCACUGUGGUUAAGUAGUUGUAAGAAAAAUCCCCUUCUCAACAAGGGGUGAGGGUUUCUUUUCAUAUCGAUAUCAGGCACUUGAGACGUAGUCGAAGACAUGAUCGGUCACGCUGGCAUGCUUCAGGGUGGAAAGAUUAGUCAAAGCAAGUGUAAUAAAAGUAGGUACAUAGUGAUGUCAGAAUAGAUUGCAUCGCUGUUCUGUGAUAAUCACUACUAAAAAUAAUUGAAAUAGUGCGCCUAAAGUUAUACUUUCUUCGAAGUAUGUCCUAAUCAAAGGUAUAAAUUAAAGGGAAAAUUUAAUUUUAUUGUA